Messenger RNA from Porites evermanni, 7671 nucleotides. The record is from the annotation of a GenBank genome assembly. NCBI's taxonomy places the organism in Eukaryota, Metazoa, Cnidaria, Anthozoa, Scleractinia, Poritidae.
CGUGGAUCCAAAACGAAGAUGGCGGCCGGAGGAGCAGAAGAACACUUUGCAAAGAAGUUGGCAAAUAACGAGAAGAAAAUCCGAGAUAGAGCCGUAACCAAGCUUCGUGCUUGGAUAAGAAGCCGACCAAAGGAUGGGCCAGGUAAAUUGGUGUACUCAAAAAAAUUUGCUUACUUUAGGCCAAGGAGCAAUGAUUGAUAUCAAGAGAAGUUUUUUUAAUACGUACGUGUAGGUUGUGUUGAUUUGUUGUAACAAUUUCAUGCACUGCUUGUUUAUUGCCUUUAAAGUUGCCUCUGGACUCGCUGCUUUUCUUGUUUUCAAGGUUUUGGUGAGCUAGAUUUAAUGAAAGUGUGGAAGGGGCUUUUUUACUGUAUGUGGAUGUCAGAUAAACCUCUAAUCCAGGUACUGAGGUGUUUACUGUUAUCACAGGAAUAUGUAUUGCAGUUUGACUUAGAAGUGAUUCCUGGGAAGUGAUUUUGUUCCGCACCGUUUCAGACCUUCCAACCCCUAAACCAUGUAAAUCUGGAGUGCUUGAAAAAAAGCUCCCAAAAGCUGGAGAUUUCAAAAAUGUGUCAAAUAAAACCAAAAAGGCAGAUUAUUUUUGUCAUGGUAUUCUUUACCCUAUCGGUGGUCUCCUUUGUACUUUCUUGUUGCUGGUUUGGCAGUGAUGAGAAGAUUCUGUUUUACUAUCCAGGUCGAUAGAAUGGCCAGUUGUCAAGAGAGUAUGUUAUAAGGCUUUCCCACAGACCUUAGCGAACCUAUGUAAGGUUGGAAUUUGACUCAGGUCAGGCGUCCCCUCAAAAUUAGAUUGAUACAAUUAUUUCAUUGUGAGGGCGGUUUUUUUUUUAAAAUUACACAGUUCUUACUGGAAUUGUCUUGCAAUUUUAAGAUUUUUUGAUUCACUGUGAGAUUUGGAGGCUAAAUAGUGAGACCAUGAGUUGGCUGCCCAAACUAUGAGUCUCAGGGUCAAACUGUGAGAGUUGGAAGGUUUCGGAGGUCUGCCGUUUUAGUGAACAUUCUUACCUACCUGCAACCUUGUUCCCAAGAUUCUUCCCUACGUGUACCUGUGGCUUGCUCCGUAGGGACGGUUAGGACAGAACCCUGGGAACGAGGUUACCUUGUGAAGUUCUUCAGGUGGGGUACAUUGAAAGGGUAGGAAAAUCUAUCCUGUAAGUAUUUGAAAGGGCCUUGAUUAAAAAGUUUUGAAAAGAUGCACUACAUCAUUUUAAAUUUAUAUAGUAAACAUUAAACAAUAAUGACAAGACUUCCUUUUAGCAACUUACCGUAGUUAUUCGGUUAUAAGGCGCACUCGGUUACAAGACGCACCCCAAACUUAGCAAUUUAAUCAAGCUAAGUUCUCAGACUGAAAAUUACGUGAAAAUACUCGGUUAUAAGACGCACCAAAAAAUGAGAGUUAACAGAAGGAUGUGAUGAAUCUGAGACCAAUUAUCCUUACACGAUUGGCAUGUGAAGUCUUUUUGUUAACGUAAACAAAAGUGAAAAAGUCACACAUUUAAUGAUAUACGUAAAAACAAAAGCUAAAAGUUCACACCUGUAAUGAUAAACAUACAACGCAUACACAUUUAGAGUUUACUGGGAGCAGAACAGUUCCAGUGUUGUCAUGCGGCGCCGACAAGCAAAGUUUCACAGUUGCUCUGACAGUGAAAGCGAACGGCGAAAAACUCCCACUGAAAGUCAUAUUCAAAGGUGUUCGGCAGCUGAAUAUCAACACGUCACCAAGGAUGCAAAUUUCAGUGCACAAGAAAGGCUGGAUGGACGAAGAAGGUAUGUUUUAUCUCCACACUGUUUAUUCAGAGAAGGAAGGAGCGAGCGACAAACACGAUUCUCGGAAUUCGAAACUGUAUUGUUGUCAUUGAUAUCAUGUUACUGAGCACGUGCUGUUAAGCACGUAUGCAAAUUUUCAUUUGUUUGCUUUUCUCUUGAAGUCGUUUAGUAUUCUAAAGGUCUCUAAAGGCAGUAUUCUUUUUUUAAUUCAUAGGAAUAAAGGAGUGGAUUAGACGCAAUCUUCGCUACACUACAGACCAAAAAGUUCUUCUCAAAUUGUGAUCUUAAGAUUUUGUUACGUGAAAAUACUUGGCUAUAAGACGCACCCCAAUUUUAGCACUAACUUGCCACCCAAAGACAGAUUUUUCUUGAAAAAACCGUGCGCCUUAUAACCGAAUAACUACGGUAUUCUUAUAAAGUACAGUGCAAUGCCAUUAAUAUGGUCACCAAUGGGCAAAAAACGUUUGGCUGUAUUAACAGGGUGACCAUAUUAAUGAGGGUACUUUUUACAAGAAAAUGUAUGGUCAUUUAGCCAGGCAGCCAAAAAAAGUGGAUGUAAUAACAAGGUGACAGUAUUACUGAGGCGGGGUUCCACUGUGGGUAUGUUAUUUGAAGGGUUACUAUUUUUUAAUUAAAGGUACCGGUAUAUGAAGGAGGCACAUUUCUGUUGAAAAUGGUAUAUAAAAGGGUUGUUGGGUAGCCCUCCUCGCCCUGGGAGAAGUUCCCACAAAAAAUAUGAAAUUGUGCAUUUAAAGCCAUAUUCUUUUAAAGAAGUGUAUUGUUUAGAUUACUAUUUUCAGCCUAUAUGUAUUCCUUUUAUUGCAGGAGGAACUUGCUUUAAAUAUCUCUCAGCUUGUUAUGAGCUUUAGGAAUGAGCAGUCAGGUACUUGAAAAACAAUCAAUGUUCAAAUUGUUAUCCAUUUUCGAUGUAGUCUUAAUAAACUUGCUUCAAACAAGCUUGCUAAAUAUAAUGCCUUGUUUUGGAAUUGUAAUCUCGUUAAGUUAAACAGUUUUUCUAGUAUGAAUUAAUGUUGAAUAGAAUACUUAUGCAUCAGAAAAUUCACCUACGUUUGUUCAUAAUGUAUGAGUUUUGCUGUUAAAAAUAUUGGUCUAAUUUAAACAUUCAUAAGGGUUAUUUGGAACAAAUAAUUAAAAAUCACAACUUAAUUUCUUUUGUUGAUUUUUAGCAAAAUUUAUCAUUUGUUUGAUUAUAUUUCAUUUUUUAUCAGCUGUUUUGUUUAUCAAAACAUUUUUCAAAACAAUGGAAAGGGAAUGGCAUGGAAUAGACAGACUUAGACUGGACAAGUUUUAUUUGGUACGUUUUUCUAUAUAAUACGUUCAACUUAUAAUGGAAAGCUCUUUAAAAUGGACACCUCUCUUUGGCUGUGGUCUUGAAGUUCUCAGAUGCCUCUGACAAUAUUGGUGUAAUAUUUUGAUUAGCCAACUUUAAUAUUAUAAAGUAAAUUAUAUUAUGAGCCCAGUUGGUGCACUGUUAGUUGCUAAGAUAACAAUAAUAUUCCUUCCUAACACUUAGUUCUCUACUAAAAAUCAUGCUCUUGUUUGCAGCUGAUUCGUUUCUUUGUGAAAGGAGCUUUUAAUUUUCUCAAGAAAACUGAAUGGGAAGACAGGUACCAACAUGUUGUACGUUGUACGUUUUGCAUAAACCAAAUAAGGGAGUUCUUUCAUAUAAACAACUUUGUCUCAUACUGUUUUGGUGAUGUAGGUGGGCCACAGAAGUGAGCAGCAUUUUUCAUGAAGAGCCUUUGAAUCCUACGAGUCAAGCGGUAUGUGUAUUUUAAGAUUUCUAUGUCCUUAUUACAAGUGUGAUCUUAUUUAAAUGUAAUAAAAAAAUUUUUAAUAUUAUUAUUAUUAUUAUUAUAAUUAUUACUACUACUUGAUCUUCUAGGUUCCUGAUGGCAUAAGAUUCCAUACAGUGGCUGUGUACUUGGUUGAACUUAAGAGUGUUGUUAAUGACCAGGUGAAAAAGUCUUUUGAAUGCUUCAUAAAAAUGUUGACAGCUCUCAUUACUUUAAUUAUAGGGACUUGUGCUCUGUAGAGAAAAGAACACAAGAAAACGUCUGAUGCAUGAACAACCCUAAAUAACAAAAAAAGUGUAGAAAUAAUUUAUGAAAAUGUUCACUUAAAUGCAGGAUAUCACACUCUGGAAAAGGACAUAAUAUACUCGUCAAAAUAUUUUUGGCUUGAUUUUGGAUUCAUGAUACAUCGUUGAAGUUUAAAAUUGCUACUGCUACUCUUAACUUUCACUUUCUCUUUUUCCAGCUUCUUUUUGCUUUCCUCUCCAUUCGUAUCCUUUGCUAAGCAUUCACUAGGCUUCAUAUUGGUGGGAAAGGUUUCUGCAAAUACCCUGACUGUGAAAUUAUUUUGAAAGGAAGUAUGGCUGGACAGUGGAUCAAGAUUUUCAUUGUAAUUUUCUGUUCAACAUUACAAUGGUUUUUUGCUUUUUUCUCUGGCUUGUUUGACUGUAUUGUGCACAUUCAGGUAUUGUUGGAAAGAUCACUUCCCCCUGCACAAGUUAAUGAGUCAUUACACAUGAUUCAAGGGAUGAGGAUCCCAUUGGGUAUAGUUUAGGUGUGAAUCAAUUAGUUAAUGUUUUAGAAUGCUUUUAAACAUUAAAGCUUGCAGGAUAUAGAAAUAACUUGUCUGUAAAAUUGGAAUUUUUAGCAUAAUGUUUUCUUGUUUUCAGGUCAGCUCUGAUGUGUUACACAAGCUUUUAGAUCCACUGUUUCUUCUUGCUGCACAUUCAAAAAAGUAAAAAAUUAUGAUCAGUAAAGUGGAGCUUCACUAUUUUGUUCAGACAUUUUUUAAUCUAGCCAGUGAACACAGCCACCUCAUGUGGCUCCCACCUGCUUUGGAAAUUAUUUUUAUGAGAGAGACAUUUGCAUUUUGAACUUCAAAAUGCCCAUACUUAUGACAUAAAUCUGCCAGAAUAUGGUUAGGAGCACUCAUUACUUGAAUUUAAAAUGUUCUUGUAUGCAAAGUAAAAAGUUUCAAGAUUUCAGAUGGCAGACAAAAGAUAGGAAAUCUUACAAUGCUUCUUGUUUACUUAGGGAAACCUCUUAUUUUCCAGCUGAUAGGGUAAUAGGGUAUUGUCAUCAAACUGCCCUGGAACAAAUGUUUUUUUACAUAGCAGUUAUCAGUCAGUGAAACUAGGGCUUGCUUUUAGCUGAGCUCCUGUGUAUGCCACAGCUGUCUAGUGAGAAUAAUUGUAGUCAAUGUUGCUGGACAAAUCUUCAGUUGGAAAUGAUAAAAGUAUCAAUGUAAAAGACAUCCUACAUCUCUCGCAUAGUUAUUUAAUGAUCUUUCUUCUUUCUGUAGUAAAACCGUCACCAAUGCAGUCAAAAAAAGUUUGUUUGAGGAACUUUUUGGAAGUGGUACGGACGAAGCAGAUAAGAAUCAAGGAAAUUUAAAGAACAAGGUUUGUAAAGGCUGCUAUGUACUUCAGUAUCUCUGUGUUCUCGCCAAGAUUUUUGUAUGGGGAGCUCCAGGGCCCCUUCUGCAUGUACCCUUCACCAAGGAACCUGGAGGAACGUUCAGUGUAAGGGGAUCAAAGAAAUCUGUAUAUGACAAUGAUACACCAGGGCUCACAAAAAAACAUGAAUUCAAGCACAUCCUUUGGGCAAGGUAACUUCUUGCUUGCCUUGGGCUGCAUUUACACGGUACUGGUUGAAUGUUCAACUGGUUGAAAAAUUUGACCAGAGACUUUGUUCACAGGAAACCGUUCAAUAUUUUAGCACUGUUCACAUGGAACUGUUGAACCAUAGUAUUUCCAUGCAAAGGAAGUCAUAACUCAACUCUUAAAUCCAUGUUCGCAAUAUCUUCUCUUUUUGCUGCUGAUCAACCACAUGUCCAUGCAACCACACCUUUGCUGUACAAAAAUUUGGCCGGUCAUGGUGUUCACACCUUGACGUUCAAAUGUUUGACUGUAGUGGUAAAAAAAUUUGACUUUGAUUUUUAAUUAGUGUUCAAAUUAUUCAAUGGCUAGACAUUCAAAUUUUCAUACGGUUAACAUGGUUCCAUGUGAACGAAACACCUAACGAUAUGAAUUUUUGACCAGUUGAAAAUUUGACCAGUACCACGUGAACACAACCUUAGUUAAUGAUUUUAGUAGAGGAUGACUUGACUGGACCCUUGCCCAAAAGUGAUCAACAUCAAUUUUCUCCUCAAACUAUCAAUACAUUAUGUAAAGAAAAAGUUAUGAGAAUUACUAAAAUGGUCACCUUAAGGAAAAUGCUUUGAUCUUUUAACAAAUUCUCUCAACUAGUUUUUCAAGGAAACAUAUAAAGAUCAGUAUGGAGAAUUUCUAAGUGGAUAUUGGGGCUUAAGGGGUUAAAAAGCAACUGGCCCAGCAAGAAAAUGUGCUUGUCCCAGACUACAGAACGGGACUUUGUUCAAGCCCUGUACACAAUACACUGUACUGUCAUUGACAACCCAGAAAAAUGCCAGAUGCUUAGUUACAUGUACUUUUCCCAUCUCCCCACUCACUUUCAAAAUAACUGACAUCCCUGUUCCUGAAUGUAUCAGGAUGGCUGACGACUUUUUAAUUUUGAAUGUAUAUUUUUUUAUCUAGGUUGAUUUUGCCUCAAUCGCUGACAGAUUAUUUACCUUAGCAAGUGAUAGGGAAAUUCUUGGUCGAAAUAGGAACCAACUUUAUGACUGGGUUAAACGGUGAGUUGUAAAGUUUUUCAGUCUGUCAGGAACAAGUUAUUCAUUUUUUUGAAAGUAGGGACAUACCUACAAUUCACUACAGAUAUGUUUAACAUAGUUACGUAUGUAACUUGUUACUGGCACAAAAUAGAUGUGUCAAAUUUGUCAUACUCACUGUGAUAUUUUCUUCUUUCUGAUUCUUUUUUUUUUCACUUGUUUUUACAGGCUAAGAAAGCAAUCAAGAGGUAAGUUGAUUGAAUUUGAUUUGUCUUUUGCAGUUUCUCUUUACAGACAUUACUGCAAGGGAUAAAUGAAUAUACAGCGAUGUCCAAGUUGUUUUUCCAGCCAGGAUUUGCAGAAAUUGCCAAUGGGCUGUACAGAAACGUUUUUCAGGAUCUUUCUUUCUUUUCCAAGGGCAGCCAUAUUAACUGUAGCUUAUAUUGUUUACCUAAGAAGUGAAGAUGAUUUAUGUGUGCUUGGUUUUAACUGAAGAAAUGUUUGUUUUUUUGUCUAGGAGAAUGCAAGGAUGGAGAGCUUUUGCAAGAAGGAGAAACCUUACAUGGGAACACUGUGGGAUCAAAGGGAAAGACUGCUUCAUGUGAAACUUCAGAGAUCACAAAUAUUGAGGAUGGCAUGAGAAGGAAAAAUAUCUCCAGGGAAGAAGAAACAAAGAGAAGAAAGAAGCAUGUUGAAGGAGAGGUUGAACAGGAAAAUGAUGCAAUCAGAAAAAACGUUGCUGAAGAAGAAAGGAAAAAGAAAAAGAGAAAGAGAAAAAUUAAGGAACAAAAUUUGAACAACAUGUCUUCAAAUCAACAAGCAGUUGUUGAAGAGGUUAAGGAUGUUGAGCCCACAAAAAAGAAGAAGAAAAAGUCUCAAAACAAUGAAGGAAAUAAGGAAAAAAGACUGGGUGAUGAUAAGAGUAAUGUUGAACAAUUGGUCAUUGUCAAUGGACAUGGCGAUAAAAAAGGUGAACCACAAGAAAGUACGUCACUAGCAAAUGACACUGCCACUAUUAAUGGUGAUACAACAUGCUCACCUGAAAUUUCUGAUCAUCAGGAGUCAAAUAUUGUUGAUAAAAAGGUUUUGAAAAAAGCAGCAAGUCCUAAUGAAGAGCCAUUUGCAAAGUUCGAGAAGAAUUUCACUCCGCCAGCAUUUUUUAGAAAGUCUCUCCGAAAAACACCAAGAACAGAGCCACAGAAAAGCAAGACAAGUCAAGAAAAG